GUUAGAACUAGCAAAUCUUUGAGUGCCGGGAGACGGGUUCAGGUUUUGUGUCAGAUAAACUGCUAUUACGUGUAAAAUGUCAAAAGUUUAUAUGAUCGAUUUUAUGUGACUGGAUCUCUUUACGUUAUCGUAUUGACAUGAAUGAUUUUCAGAAGUUAUUAUUAAUUUUUGGUGGAUUUGUUUCGUAUAUGCUGGCUGAUGGAUACACUUACUCUAUGGGUAUAUUAUAUUCGGAGCUCAUGAGUGCUUUCCACCUUAGUAGUGUUGAAACUGCCACCCUACCUGGAAUGAUUUUCUCAAUGCCUCAAUUUUUUGCACCCUUUCUGUGUCCACUACUUGACACUUAUGGGUUUUCGUCAGGUUCUGCAUGGGGUGCACUGUUAAUGUGGGUCGGAUGCUUUGUUUCCUCAUUUGCGAACAGCUUUCACGUUUUAUACUUGACUCUGGGCAUAUUGACCAGUAUUGGACUUCAGUUGACAUAUUUAUCUGCACUGAUGUCAGUUACUGCCCAAUUCGAGAACAGUUCAUAUUUUGGUUUAGCCAUAGGACUCACUAUGUGUGGUUCAGGUGUUGGUGCAUUUGGAUCGAAUUACCUUCUUGCUUGGCUUCUAAGUAUUUGGAAUUGGCGUGAAGUGUUAUUGAUCGAAUCCGCCAUACUUCUGAACAUUUUGGUUACAGCAUCGUGUUCUCAUCAUUUAGAUGCAGAACUAAACGCUAUAACAGUAGUGAAACAUGAGCUGAGUUAUCCUGACGGUAUAGAAGAUACAAACCAUCAGAACAAGUAUCCUUCUGAAGCAGAUUUCGCCAGUGAUUGCUCAAUAACUAAAUACUUUUUGAAUUCAAUUCCACUUUGUUUAUGUAUUCCAUCGUUAUUCCGCUUUCGAAAUUAUCGUCUACUUUUACCUCAUUCAAAUAUUAUAAAGACCAAUGCUGAAAAUAGUGAUUAUGAUAUCGUCAAUAAAGAAAGAAUAAAUGGAAUAAGAUUUUCAUUUGGAUGCCCACAAUUUUUACAAGAAUUCACUUCAAACUUUAAAAAGUUAUUUUCACCGAAAUUAUGGAAAAAUACUAAUUUUUUAUUUUAUGUAAUAGCUAAUGGUAUAGCUGGUGCUGGAGUUGUCAUACCAUGGACAUUUAUUUACGAUCAUGUUCUAACUACUCUGUCUUAUUUAAAUGCUCAAAAUUCAAUUGGAGAUAUAAACAAUCAAGAUAUUUCUUGGCUUCCAUCUUUAAUUGGAUUCGGAUUGCUAUUUGGUCAAUUGUUUUAUGGUUUGGUAACUUCUCAGUUUGGUGACAUAGGUACAUGUUGUAAAAAUAACAAUCAAGAUUGCAAAGUUGAAAAUGGUAACUCUUGUUGUCAACCAAAUUGUUUUCAAUCCGUCAAUAAGAAAUGUUCAUCGUCAAAGUAUAAAUUUCAUUUAGUAAUCUUCCUGAUAACACUUCUUUUAAAUAGUGCAUGUACACUAACUAUAGCUUUAGUCCCAUUAUGGUCUGUUCAAAGUGAGUUAAAGCACUUCGAAUUAUUCUCGCAUCAAGAAGGAAAACUAUUAGCGUUGGCUUGUCUUUUUGUUGGCAUAUCAAAUGGUGGAUUGUACGUCAUGUUUCCACAGUUAAUCAUUGAUAUUGUUGGUACUGAAUUAUGGUCUUCUGGACUUGGCUUAUUUUUAACUUUAAUGGUCUUAUGAAUUUGUGCGGAACUAAUAUUGGAGGUAAGUUCUACUUGAAACACUUUCUAACUUUCAGUGUUCACCUUUAAUUUCAGAUUUUUAGUAGGCUUUUGAAGUGUCUACAGAGUUUGCAAAAUUAUCAAUGUUCAUAAGCAAAUGAUUUCCUUUUUAAGAAACAAUUUUCGUUUUAUUCAUAAUGACACUGAAGUUCUGUACGGUAAUAACUAAUCAAAUUAUCUUCUGGCUACAAAUUUUGUCGUUUCUUUCUUCAGGACAUGAAGAAUUCUAGAAAGUCUGUCGAAAGAAAUUGAAUACAGAUUUUUAUUUGAAAACAUAAUUUGAACUGUAAUUCUGGGUCACUUGUGUGUUGGCUUAAAAAUAUCUAAGUAUUUCAAUAAACUGUUUGUCAGUUUAGUCAAUUGACUAGUCUCGUUAGAAUUGCUUUGAGUAAGAGGUCGUAUAAUUGAACCGAUAGUUUCUCAAUUUUCUUCAAUCCAUCAACUUGUAAUCAUAAAAAUCUCUACCUAAUCUUUGAAAGUCUCAUAGAGAUACUCAAUUAGAACAAUGAAAACUGGACUGAAUGGUUUCUUCAAUUAAGUGUUUUGUAUUGGCUAUUAUCGCCUUACUAUUUUGAAAAGUGUGAAUAAAGUUAGCUAUUCGAAUCUUAAUAAACGAUAAGUUUGGUAGUCGAGUGACAAUUUAGAACUCAAUAUAAUCUUGGUCAUUUUGCUUGUCUGCUAUUUAUGUUAGCUGUUUGAGAGAUUCUGAUCAGUUAGCUCUUUACUUUCUUCUCCUUUCUAACGAAUAUUAACUUAUCUCUCUAACAAAUAUUGGGUUAAUAAAUGAUGCAAUUUAUGCUUGUAUUUAUAUAGUCACCACUUAAAUAUUGCGAUAGGCAGUUGCGACAAUAACACCAGGCUCAGAGAUAUUAACUGCGGUUGGAAACAUAGUGAAAAUGUCCAUGAUAACUUUAAAUAGCUAAUGUGAGUAUUUACAAAAAGGUAAGUUAGAUUCUGUUUGAGAAGGAAAUCAUUUUGGCAAUUUAUUGUGUUAAUUGAUUUUCGUCGAUUACACAUUGUAAUACGAAUUUACUGAUGGUGUAUUGUUUAAACAAUUUAUAAACCGCAACAUAGUCCAGUAUUUCUACAUUAUAUGUGAAUUUUUCGUUUAUUAUUAUCAUUAUCAAAGUCUGAAUUCAUAAAAAUGAUAAGCGUACACAUUUUUAGAUAUAACACUAUAUUACUUUAUUUAAUAUAUUAAUAUAUAUAUAUAUAAGUUACUCAAAAACUUAAAUGCUUGAACAGUUCGACUUAAGUAUUUAAAAUGGUAACACUUUAAAGCUCUGUUGAAUAAAUAUUUUUGCAUUGGUCAUUUUAAAUUUUGCAAGAGUUUUUGCUAAGCUUAUUUUGUUUUUGGCAUUUUCAUAAAUCUUUUGUUUUUUUACAGGCAAAAUAUAUGACACUAGAGGUUCAUAUCAAAUGGCACUUUUAAUCGCCGCAUUUCUGCCGCUAUUCGCUUUUCUUUUGGUCGUCAUGAAGGAGAUAUUCACGUGGUUAAUGAAGAGUUCUACAUUACCUGCCAAUUCUGAUUCAAUGCAAAGACAAAUUUAAAUGAUAUUUAUGCUAAGAAUUCAAAUGACGUUUUAUUAAAAUCCUUUUUUUAGCG
This is a messenger RNA of Schistosoma mattheei, 3329 nucleotides long. The record is from the annotation of a GenBank genome assembly. Lineage: Eukaryota; Metazoa; Platyhelminthes; Trematoda; Strigeidida; Schistosomatidae.